AGAAACACAGACCGAGCAGAAGAGGAGGCUCUAAAACCAGUGUCACUUCUAUUUUAUUUAGAGAGAAGAGGGAAGACAAAAGAGGAUUUCUGUUUUAGUCUCUAUUUUUCCCCCUCUCCUCCUUCUGUUCUUCUUUGCAGGCUGUGGAAUAAGAAAGAAAAUAUAUCUAUAUAUAUGCACACAACAGCAACACUGCUGAAUGCUUUUGACAACAGUGUCAUAUUCAGGAGCAGUGAGUGUUUUGUGUGUUGGCUCAGUGCGCGUGUGUGCGCUGAGGAGGUGGGGGAAGCAGCCUGUGCAGUUUAAAGGGAAAAUACAAGGCACGCACAAAGCUGGGAGCACAGGCAGGCAAGACAGCAGGAAAGGCAAGGGAAGGAGAGGUGGUGGGAAUCUGCUGAGCUGGCUCACGCUCUAACCGACAAGCUGCUUUUGGAUUUUUACACCACCGAGCCAGCCCCGGGGUCUCCCUCUGUGCUCGGCCCGGACCUGGCCACGGAGCUGAGAGGUGUCAUGGUGUCCCGUGGGUGCUAAAAACAGAGGGACUACUUCACCUCUGAUCACAAGGAUUGAGGAGACCCCAAAGAAAUGAUUGGCAGCUGAAGCUGAGACUUAAAACAACUGUGAAUCAAUAACUUGGUGCUACUCUAAAAGCCAACUGGCUUUUAGGCUCCUGGUGCUGAAGACAGAGGUGUCAGACGUUACACAUAUUUUCAGUGUUGGAGUGAGGCCCUCUCUGAGCUGCAGUGGAGGGCUUCACAGAUACAGCUAGUCUGGCUGGAUGCAUCACGCAGUAGAGCAGUUUGGCGGGCGAGGCACACGGGAUUCCUUCCCUCUGGACGAACUCAACCGGGGGCCAUGGCCUCCCGUGGGCGGCCGCGCCUGGCAGCCACCUGCCAGGUGUUCACCUGCAAUGAACCAACACCAGCUACUUCCCCAUCUACCUCCAGGACCUAUGGGUGGGUUAAACCAUCACAACAAAUAUUUCAGUAAUGGGCCCAUGCGAGGAGGUGAAAAGCUUGAUCUCCCGCAGGCAAUGCUGCCAGCUCUACAGAGGGAGCAGCAGAGACCUCCUCACCAUCUUCAUCCUCCACCUCACCACAGAGCAUGGGAUCUAGGCCAGAUAUAUGAAUCCCACCUUCCUCCUCGAGGACAUCCUGUCGUGCCCCUGCCCAACGAUCUCUCACUUCGUCUCCAUAAUGGAGGUUAUACAGGAAGCAGCGGACCUCCGCCUAACCCCCAUUUCCCCUCCAGAGUGCCAAACCAGCUGCUGAAGUUUGGGGGUCCUCAGGAGCAGAAUGUUCCCCGGGGUCCGCCAUUGCUGGGAGAUGACUUGUGGGCUCAGGUGCACCAGCAGAGGGCCUACCCAGGGAAGAUGCUAGGUGGUCAGCUAAAGCGACCAGGCCCUCCACUGGGAGAGCAUUCUGUUAUUCAACACACACCUCCACCGUCGCUGCACCCACCCUCCCAGCCUACAGCAGAGGAGUGUCCCAGCCCCAGCAAGAGGAAAAAGAGUUCAGAUCAGGUAUCCCACCCUGGGCUACAACGUUUCCCUAGCGCUGGCCAAUCUUUGUCACAGCAGCAGUCGUCUGUUCAACACCGCCCUCCAAAGCCUCACUUCUGGAACCCCCUUCACAAGGACAACAGUGUUCCCUGGCAGCCACAAACCUCCGAGCGCAAGAACCCACAAUCGCAGGAGUUCCAGGAAACUAACAAACAAGGUAUGGGCAGCUACACCCAAAAGUCCUCUCCUGCCUCUUUGACCCCUUCCAACCUCUCUCCUUCACCCAAGUCUCCUCCGGGAAGCUACAACCAGGGAUGUGCUCCUCACCUUCAGAAAGACAAGUUACAACCUCAGGCUGUAAACCAUCAGUCCCCUCACUCCUCCUACCCCAGUCCCAGCUCCAAACCGGAGAACGCUCCACCAUGCCAGGCUAAAGAGACUCGUGGUCCUCAGAUGCAGAGAGGCCCUCUCAUCGGGGGCCAAGGUGGCAGCCAAGCUACCUCUCGUACAGCAUCGACUCCAACCAGGGGAGACCGAGAUCAUCACCUACAUGCCCAGUCAUCACCAGCAAACGUUUCUGCAACCAGCAGCAACGACAGCAGCAGCAACAGCAGUGUGCCUUACAGCCACUUCCAGCCUCAUCCAGGGCUGGGCCACCAGGGUCCUCCUCCACCGCCUCAAGCCAGCAGCACCUCAGUACCUCAGCAACAGCAAGGCGAUCCCCGUGAGGCCUGGAGAUAUCAGAACCGGUCCAGGAAUCACUCCCUGGAAUCAGGCACCUAUAGACCUCCAGGUCUGCUACCUCAGUGCCAGCAGAGCCACAAUCAGGUCGUGGAUAGUCGGCUUCCAGGUUCCUCCCACCGUCAGAGUCACGUCAGCCCUCCCCUGCCACCAACUAACUCCACUCCAACACCUGUCAUUACAACCAAUCCUCCCAUGUCCCAGGCCCCCUGCUCUGUCCGCCGCCAUAGCAAUAGCAGCAGCUCUAAUAGUGUUGCUAUGGCUGGUGCCUCCACAGUGACCACAUCACCCCCUGCUGGCUGCUCUGCGAACAUUGGCAGUAGCAGUAGUUGGCAAAGAGGAAGGGAGCCAGUACCCCAGACCUCUACCAGUGCUGUCACUGGCCCCCAAUCUCACAGGGAUGCUCUGCAGCAGCCAGGCAAUCACCGAGGCCCAGCUCCCACUGCAAGCCAGUCUCACCAACAGGGAGAUACUAAGUCUCAGCAUAUGAAGGGGAAGAUGGCAUACUAUGCUCAGGCUCAACUGGAAAAACCUCCUCCAUUUUCCUCCUCAUCUUCUCUAUUCUCCUCAGGGCACCACAGGGCAGGGGACAGUGUGAUUACAAGCACAGUUUCAAAUCCACUUUCUAGCUCUCCUAUUACUUACUGCCCAGUUUCUCACUCCACAGUCAGCUCUGCGCCUCAACCAUCCAGCCCAGCUCGCCCCUCCAAACAUAUAUUCUCUCAUUCACAAACUCCAGCUUCUGUCCCGCAGUCCAUUGAAGAGGCUCUCGAUAAACUCGAUGCUGAGCUACAGGGACACAUGCAGGCUGAGGAAAAGAGGAAGAGAGACAGAGAGGAGCAAGAAAGAAAAAGAAAAGAAGAGCGAGAAUGGCGGGAAAGGGGAAUACGACGAAAACAGGAAGAGGAGAGGAAGAGGAUAGAGCUGGAAAAGAAGGAAGAGGAGAGGAAAAGAGAACUGGUGAAACAAGAGAAGGAGAAGAGGAGAAGAGAAUGGGAGAGGCAAGAGCAGGAGAGAAGGCAGGAAGAAGAGAGGAAGAGAAUAGAAGUGGAGAGACUGGAGAAAGAGAGGAAAAAGAGAGAGUGGGAGAAGCAAGAAGAGGAGAGGAAAAGGAGAGAAUGGGAGAAGGAACGGGAAAGGAAAAGGAGAGAGUGGGAGAAGCAAGAGGAGGAGAGGAGGAGGAGGAGGGAAGCAGAGAAGCAGGAGCAGGAGAGAAUGAAAAGAGAACUGCAGAGGGAGGAGGAAGAAAAUAAAAAACAAAAAGAGUUGGAGAGGAAAGAGGAAGAGAAAAUAAGGAUGGAGAGAAGUAGAGAGGACAAACUGUGCAGUGCAAAAGGAAAAGAGCAGACUGCUAUUGAAAAUCUGGAAAGGCUGCUUUCUGAAAACUCUUCCCCAGUGCCCCCACCUCCUCCCCUCUCUUCUAUUACUGCAUCUCCUUCAGGUCCAUCUCUCCCCAGCUCUCAGGCUUCUCCUCCCUACCCCUGGCUAAGCCGUGGUGGUUUACUCCCCUGCCAACCAGGUCAGACACUCACGGCUGCUACUCAUGUAGAAAGGCUGCGGCCUCCUCCUCUCACACCUCAGACGGACUAUGCCAGAGAAAAGCAAAGGCAGAGGGAGAUGUGGAGUAACAAUGGCGGAACGACAUUCAGCCCUUCUUCAACAAACAAUACCUCAGGAAUGAACCAGCCGGUAUACCCCAGCAAGCCUCCGGCAAUGCAAGCUGCACCCAACCAAUCCAAAGACCCAGCCAGGGAGAGAGACUGCGGCCAGCACUCGCUCCCUACGGUGGCACUAAGAGAGCCCCCUAAACUGUAUCACGCUUUUUCUAGAGAAAACCUUCCAGCUCUAUCCUCCACCUCCACCAGGGGAAUCCUCAAUAAGCAGGUGACAGGAGGCAAUUUGGACAUUGCCAGCAGCUGCAGCACCGACUCUGACAGUGCUCAGUUUGAGGAGGAGUCCUCUGAGUCCACGCUGCUUCCUGAUGGUCUGGCUAACAUUAUGGCGAUGCUGGAUGAAUCUAUCAAAAAGGAAGAGGAGAUGUAUAGCAGUGAGAAGAAUGGGCCUGCAGGUCUCAUUGGCACCUUUUCUCCCAGUGCUGAGCCCAACAAGAGCUAUCUCUGUGCCCCAGACUUAGUUCCAGCAACAAAACAUCAGCCCAGUCACGAAGACCGAUCCAAUGCCAGUCCUCCUGUCCUUAGCCGCCAAGGUUCUCUGGCAUCCCCUUGCAGCCGAACAUCUUCUCUCAACGAGGACGACGAAGACUAUCUUAAACCUUCUCCAAAUGUUCCUAUGAAUCCUAAGCAGUCCGUGGACAUGGCAGUGGGAGUAGGGAACACCAAUUACCGCCACAGUGACUUGGCUAAACUUUAUGGUCUACCUGAACAGACUAAAAGUGAUGCUGAUGAGGAGGAUGAUGCUGAUGAUGAUGAUGAUGAAGAGGAUUCCGAGGCCCCGUCUUGUUCUCCACCACCCCAAAGACCACACCUCCAUCAGACGGGUGUUAAUAGCGCGUUCAAGUUUCAAGCAACAGUCCCACAGAGCCAGAAGUACACCUACCGUGGCGGACCUUUUGGGAGACCUCCUCCAUCGGCUCUAGUUGGGGUCAAAUAUUCCUCUUCACUGUCACUGGGCCCCGAUAUCUGCUGCCAACAGCAAAGCAGUUCCCCCACAUCAGAUUCAACGAAUCCACCGUUCAGUCCUGCCGUUCCACCCAUGAAGUCCUCUCCUCGUUCUCUGCUGGAAGAUAAGAAGCUGAAAUUAGAGGACUCUGAUGUCUGGACAGAUGAAGGAGAAUCAGAGGGAAGUGUGACCUCUAUUAAAAAGAAAAGCAUUCCCACUAUAAAGCCUAUUAGGGCAAUAAAGGAGGAGCAAGAGCUGACAACCAUCUCUGAAUCUUCUUUGGCAGAGUUGGGCAAGAGCUGCGAGGUCAUGCUUAGCCGACAGUCACUUCAUUACAAGAACUCCCAUGAAAAACGUGACGACCAAGGUAAAAUGGGAAGCAGACACAAACUUGAGAAAGUAAGGGAACACAGGGAGAAAGGCAGAAGCAGAGACAGACAGAGGGACAAAGAAAAGAAGAGAAGGCAUGGUCACAGCAGCAGCAGAAAGCAUGACGACAGGAAAGAAAAGAAAAAGCACAGAGACAAAAAAUAUUCCUCAUCAUCCACCCACUGCAGUUCCAGCCACAAGCGACACAAGGAUGGCAAAGGCCAUAAAGAGAAAGACCGCAGAAUCCUGAGCGAUCUCAAUCUCCAGAGGAAGGAGGGCUCGGAGAAAACUUUUGGUCAAUAUGAAACAGAAAAAAAGAAAUGCAAGGAAGCAUCCGGCACGAGCUCCACCAGCGAAGGGGAGCGCGGAUCUUCCGAGCACAAAAAAGGCGAAUCUGGGUCUUCGUUAGGUUCUAUGGAUUUAAUGAAAUUGAAGGCAUUGUCAGAUGGGCCGCCAAAAGAGCUGAAGAUUCGCCUGAUCAAAGUGGAGAGCGGCGACAGGGAGACGUUCAUUGCCUCCGAGGUGGAGGAAAAGAGGAUUCCACUGAAGGACAUUAGCAUCAAGAACACUGCGAGUGAGAUUAUCCGAUCCUGCAAGGCAGCCAGAAUCAAAGGGAAAUUUAAAGAAUCAUACUUGCUGCCGGCCUUCUGUGUAAAACCCAUCUUACCCACCGAGGAACUCAUUCCCAGAGAGAAACUCAACCCUCCUACACCCAGCAUAUAUUUGGAGAGUAAGAGGGAUGCCUUCUCCCCUGUCCUGCUGCAGUUCUGUACAGACGCCAAGAAUCCCGUUACUGUCAUCAGAGGACUAGCUGGAUCUUUACGACUCAACCUCGGGCUCUUUUCUACAAAAUCCCUGGUGGAAGCCAAUGCCGAUCAGAUGGUGGAGGUGAGGACUCAAGUGCAGCAACCUGCCGAUGAGAACUGGGACCCUAGUGGCACAGGUCAGACGUGGCCCUGUGAGAGCAGCCGCUCCCACACCACCAUCGCCAAGUAUGCCCAGUACCAGGCCUCCAGCUUCCAGGAGUCUCUCCAGGAGGAGAAAGGCAGUGAUGAGGAGGAUGAUGAAGAUGAUGAGAAGAAGCCACCCAGUAGUUUGGAGACUCCCAACAAGGACGGCUCUAAAGAAACUUGCAAUGGUGAGCAGAAAGCAGUUGGGAAAAUCAUUAAAUUUGGCACCAACAUUGAUCUCUCUGAUCCCAAGAGGUGGAAGCCUCAGCUUCAGGAGCUGCAGAAGCUUCCGGCAUUUAUGCGCGUGUCAUCCAGCGGAAACAUGCUGAGCCACGUCGGACACACCAUCUUAGGCAUGAACAGCGUCCAGCUCUACAUGAAGGUUCCAGGGAGCCGAACACCAGGUCACCAGGAGAAUAAUAACUUUUGCUCGGUGAACAUCAAUAUUGGCCCCGGAGACUGCGAGUGGUUCUGUGUCCAUGACAACUAUUGGCAGGCCAUCAGUGACUUCUGUGAGAAGCAUGGAGUGGACUACCUCACGGGGUCUUGGUGGCCAGUUUUAGAGGACCUUUAUAACGCCAACAUCCCAGUGUACCGCUUCAUCCAGCGGCCCGGAGACUUGGUGUGGAUUAAUGCCGGUACUGUUCACUGGGUUCAGGCUGUGGGCUGGUGCAACAAUAUUGCCUGGAACGUUGGACCCCUGAAUGGUUACCAGUAUCAGCUGGCCCUCGAGAGGUUUGAGUGGAACGAAGUGAAGAAGGUGAAGUCCAUUGUCCCCAUGAUUCAUGUUUCCUGGAAUGUGGCCCGCACUCUGAAGAUCACUGACCCAGACACCUACAAGAUGAUCAAACACUGCCUGAUGCAGUCCAUGAAGCACAUCCAGAUCCUGCGUGACCAGCUGGUGGUUGAAGGCAAAAAGAUUUCCUAUCAGAGUCGCGUCAAAGACGAGCCUGCCUACUACUGCAACGAGUGUGAUGUGGAGGUGUUCAAUUUGUUGUUUGUGACAAGCGAGAACAGCAGCAGGAAGACAUACGUGGUUCGCUGCGAGGACUGCGCACGACAGCGUAACCCCAACCUGACCAACGUAGUGGUGCUGGAGCAGUACCGCACAGAGGAGCUCAUGAACGUUUACGAUUCCUUCACCCUGGUGAGGAGAGACCUGGGAGUGCCAUCCUGAAAUAACGUGAUGUCAAACUCUGCCCUUUUUUUUUCCCCGGUCAGUAACGUUGUAUGUCCUGUCUUACCAGGCCUCCUCCUCUCGAUGACAGAGCUCCCCACGUGUGUCUCCUCAGACAUAACCAAAACUCCUGCAAGCCAGGACAAAGACAGUUUCACUUUGGUUUCCAACUUACCCGUUCAUUAUUAUUUAGCAUGAUUCUUGCGACUACUGCUACUACUUGCCGAAUAGCCAGUUGAAUACGUUUACUCAUUACUGUUUACAAAAAAAAGAAAAACCAAGCCGCCAAUAAGAUACCAGUUUACUCUCAGAUGGUGCUUUCAACCAGAACCCCUGGAAGCUGCAGCCGAUCACUGGGGGGGUGGGGGAGUUGGUGCUGUCACUGAACAAACUGCGGAGGGCAGCCGGUGGGUUCAGCGGCGUGUUUCUGUCAGAACUCUUCUGUUGUCUUGAAUAUUGAAAUUUGUACAUGCUGUUU
Messenger RNA from Archocentrus centrarchus (flier cichlid), 7835 nucleotides. RefSeq names its product lysine (K)-specific demethylase 6B, a (gene kdm6ba). The transcript is spliced from 23 exons. Gene Ontology annotation, biological process: regulation of gene expression; heart development. Gene Ontology annotation, cellular component: MLL3/4 complex. Gene Ontology annotation, molecular function: chromatin DNA binding; histone H3K27me2/H3K27me3 demethylase activity; RNA polymerase II cis-regulatory region sequence-specific DNA binding. The record is from RefSeq and is a predicted model, not a curated record. The coding region runs from base 779 to 7357 and encodes 2192 amino acids. NCBI's taxonomy places the organism in Eukaryota, Metazoa, Chordata, Actinopteri, Cichliformes, Cichlidae.